This is a messenger RNA of Hydra vulgaris (swiftwater hydra), 2508 nucleotides long. RefSeq names its product NACHT, LRR and PYD domains-containing protein 1 homolog. Gene Ontology annotation, cellular component: cytoplasm. Lineage: Eukaryota; Metazoa; Cnidaria; Hydrozoa; Anthoathecata; Hydridae. The record is from RefSeq and is a predicted model, not a curated record. Gene Ontology annotation, biological process: regulation of apoptotic process. Gene Ontology annotation, molecular function: protein binding.
UAAAUUUCGGCAGUCUGCGUUUUAUUAAAAAAUCAAUCUCUUACUUUGGAUCAUCCUAAAGAACGUUAACCCACCCACAUAUUUGAAAUGCAACCAUUAAGUUAGUAAUAUAAAGUUAUUUAAAAAAAAGAAGGGGUGUUGAAUGAGUGUUAUGAAUGAUACGAAUAUUAGUAUUUUGAAAAAAUGGAUAAUAAGAAACAUAAAGAUAUUUUGCUGAAGAUUGCAGAUAAUCUGUUGGGUAAAGAUGUUGAAGCAAUUAAAUUUUAUUAUUCACAUCAAAUUGGCCAUGGUCAGCUUGAAAGAAUUAAAACUCCUAUUGAAUUAAUUCAAACUUUAGAACAUCGUAUGCUUCUAGGGAUUGAUAACUAUGAUGAUUUUGUUGAGGUACUUAAUAAAAUUGGAAGGAAUGACUUGGCAAAUCAUUUUUCUAAAACUUUGAAUUCAUCACAAAGUUUUACCAGAACUUCUUCUAAGAAAGAAACUUUGAGUUCACCAGAAAGUUCUUCCAGAACUUCUUCUAAGAAAGAUAUAUCAGAGAUAUGCACAGCACUCAAAAGUUUAUAUCUUUCAAGUUAUGUGAAAAUAAAUGAAGUUCAAGUACCACUAAAAUCACCUGCAAAUGUCAAUUUAAUGCAUAAAUUCGUUGAUCUAUGUAUUGUUGAUGCAGUCAAUGCUCAAACAGAUGCUGUAUUAAGUGAACGAAAAGAAUUUCUUCAAAAGCAAUUGCGUUAUACACCAAUUCCAUAUAGUGAAAUAUUUACGAAAGAUAAAUCUGUAACAAUAAUAUCUGGAAUAGCUGGUAUUGGGAAAACAUGGUUGCUUAGAAAAUGUUUGCUUGAUUGGUCAAAUGGUCUAAUUUGGAAAAAUGUUAAACUUGUGUUUUAUUUGGAAUGCAGAAGGCUUAAUCAAUAUCAAAAUAUUUCUAAUAUUCAUGAAUUACUAAAUGUUUUUUACAAAAUUAUUAUAAAUGAUUUUGAUAUUAGUACUCAUUCUACGCUGUUUAUAAUUGAUGGAUUAGAUGAGUUUAAAUAUCUAAAUGAGUUAAUAAAUUGCAGUUCGAGUUGUAACUAUCCAAUUGUUAAUGUUUUAACAGAAAUUCGAAAAUAUAAGUAUGUAGUUGCUGGUAGAGUUUAUGCAAUUGAUCAGUAUCAAAGUAUAUCUACAGAGGAUUGUGAUAAGAUAAACAUUCAAAUUAUGGGAUUUAAUGAAGGCGGAAUAAAUAACUAUAUAGAAAAUAAUGUUUUAGAGGAAAAAAAAGAUGUUGUGAAAGCAACUUUGAAGGAAUCUGCAAUUGCAAAAUCAAUGUCAUCUGUUCCAUUUUUUUUAUCUUUCAUGUGUAGGAUUAUUAGUAAUUCAAAAAGUUUAUACAAAAAUUCUUUUUUAACAAUGACAGACUUGUAUGCAAAUAUUUUUUUACAUUUUUUGCAAAAACACAUUAUCAAAAACAAUGAAUCGAUUUUUCAAUUUAUGAAAAACAAUUCCAAUAAAGAAUAUAUUUUAAAUAUUUGUAAAAUUGCGUAUCAAUUGUUUGUUGAAAAUAAAGUCAUUUUUUCCAAAGAAGACAUUCAAACUUUUAUCAUUGACUUUGAUAAAAAUGAAGAAACUUUUUUUGGAUUUAUUGAAAGGAUUGAAACAAGUCUAGGUGAAUAUAUUUAUCAAUUUGCACAUUUGACAAUAAUGGAGUUUUGUGCAUCUAUAUAUGCAUAUAAUUGUUUAAGUAGUGAAGAGAUUAUGACUAAUGAAAAGCUGAAGAGUUGUUUAUCAAUGAUUUGUGGUUUGACCAAUAAAAAUCUAAAUAGUUCCUUAAAGUUUCUUGUUAACCUGAAUCCUUUAAAACAAACUUGUGAAGAUUCUUUAUUUUUGUUUUCUAUUUUUGAUCGUCUACUUAAAUUAUAUCGUCAAAGUAAAGAAGAAAACAAUUAUCAACUUGAAACUUAUUACGUUUAUUUAUUCGUUGAAUGUUUUUAUGAAAGUCAAUCAUCAUUAACUGAUGAAAUAAAAUUAAUCGUCGAUGAACAAGAGUGGAAGAUUUCGAUUCACGUUGGAAAAACUUCUUACGAAACUUCUUGUGAAAAUUAUUUCGUAAAUCAUUACAUUAAAUCUGGAAGAAAGUUAUGGCAGUUAAGUGUUUAUAAAAAUAUUUUAAGUGAUGAAGAAAAAAAUCUUAUAAUUAAAUGUUCAACAAAUGUUCGCAUUGUCGGCUUUUUUUGUCCAAUUAAAUUAGAAGGAUUGAAACCGAAAGAUAAGAUUGAAAAGUUGUUCAUAUACAUCUCACAAGAUUUAAUAACGAAAAAAGAUUUUGAAGAAAUUUUUCUUCCGUGGAUUAAUCUUUGUAAAGGAUUACAUCUUUUCCUUCACGACGACAUCGAUUUCAUUGAAGAGAUUUGUGAAUGGAUUCGUUGUUCGAAUGUCAAGAGGUUGUCGAUCAAGUACCGUGGAAAAUAUUUUGAUAACCUCGAUGAAUUAAAAAACUUUAUAACACAGUAUGUUUAAUAUCUUAAAUAAAAU